This is a messenger RNA of Drosophila hydei, 1007 nucleotides long. RefSeq names its product protein FRG1 homolog (gene FRG1). Gene Ontology annotation, molecular function: actin filament binding. Bases 103 to 897 code for a protein of 264 amino acids. Gene Ontology annotation, cellular component: nucleolus; striated muscle dense body; catalytic step 2 spliceosome. The transcript is spliced from 5 exons. NCBI's taxonomy places the organism in Eukaryota, Metazoa, Arthropoda, Insecta, Diptera, Drosophilidae. The record is from RefSeq and is a predicted model, not a curated record.
CAACGCUGUAGUUUAGUUUAGUAAAUAUGAAGAGCUACUGCAAGGAAAUAUCUAAAUAUUGUUAAUAAAAUACUGAUAUUAAUAGAAAUCUGGAAAUACACAAUGUCAGAUUAUGAUCAUAUGCGCAUAAAAAAGUUGGUCUUGAAAGGAGAAAAACACAAAAAAAGUAAAAAACGUAAAAAGGAAAAGGAACACAAAGAUGAAGAUGCACCCAAACGAAGUAAAACGGUUGCGGAUGAAGAUGCAAUUCAACAUGCAGGUUGGUGGGCAACAACAACUGCAGCAAGCAUCGUUGGAUCAGUCGCCAUUGAAUUUGGCGAACGUUGCUAUCUGAGAGCCUUGGACAAUGGUUUGUUUACUUUGGGGGCUCCACACAAUGCAGGUGAAGGACCGGACCCUGAAGAAAUAUUUACGGCCUUUCCAAUUAACGAACGAAAGGUUUCCUUCAAAUCGGGUUAUGGAAAGUAUCUGAAAAUUGAAAAAGAUGGAAUGGUAACUGGUCGCUCAGAAGCUGUUGGUAGCAUGGAACAGUGGGAGCCAGUGUUCGAGAACAACCAAAUGGCUUUGUUGUCAGAAACGGGUCACUUCAUGGCCAUUGAUCCAGAGGACGAUGCAUGUGUGGCCUUACAUAAAAAAGUGGGCCCACAAGAGAUUUGUCGUGUGCGUACCAAUGCAGCGAGAGAUGUUGUUGUUGACGAUCAGCCAAAGGAAGAAAAAGGCGAUUUAGGCGAAGUUGAGAAAAACUAUGUCAAGAAGUUUCAAAAGUUCCAAGACAAGAAGAUGCGCAUUAGCAAGAACGAUAUUAAAGAGCUUGAAGAAGCAAAAGCCCAAGGACUACUACAUGAAACUCUUCUCGACAGACGUAGCAAAAUGAAAGCCGAUCGAUAUUGCAAAUAAAACUUGUCAAAUGCAUGUUCCAUAAAUAUAAGAAUGUAUAAUAAAGUUUUACAUUUGGAUGUAACAAUCUAAAGGCAGUAUCAGACACGAUGUAUAUAUGUAUAAUUGCU